CAUCCACAACCUCCCUGGGCAGCCUGUUCCAGGACCUAACCACUCUCCUAGUAAAGAACUUCCCCCUAACAUCCAACCUUUCAGCGCCCUCCCAUAGCGCUGAUGGUACCAACGUGGCCCCGGUGCACCGGGGCCGCACGGGGCAGAGCUGGGGCCGCGCUAAGCCGGUUACGGGGCUGCGACGGGGCGGUCACCCUGUGCGGAUUACGGGGGGAGAACAGUCGGUGCUCCCGCUGCAGUGGGAGGCACAAAGGACCAUUGUGCAAGAAGACAAAAUCUCUGUGUGUGACCGCGGCUGACACGUUAGAGCCCCGCUCUGCGCUCCAGCACAAAAGCCGCCUUGCUUCAUAUUGUUUGUUUAUGUAAAUAGAGGUGGGCAUUUAACUGUGCGGUCAGGGCAGCCCUCGUGGUGGGCGAGGAGCUGAUUGGGCCCCGAGGUGCCACGGCCAAACCCCCCGCCGCCCUCGCUGCCAUCGCCGGGGCUGAGCAGGGCCGGCUGCCCGCACAGCAUGAGCGAGAACGUGCCCCCGGUGCCCGGUGUGCCCGCAUGCAAUGGGAGCCCGGCCCCCGAGGAGGGUCUGCCGCUGGCUGGCAGCAUCACCGACGGCAUCAUCGGGGCCGCGGGGACGGUGCCUUGCAUGGAGGCAGGUGCACAGCCCGGCGCUCUGCUGGCCAAAGGAAAUGCGGAGGAAAGCGAGAACUCGUUGGCAGAGGACAUGGAACACGGGGACUGUGAUGGAGGGGAGCAGUGCGGAGAAAAGCAAGAGGAGAACAUUGCGGCACUGCAGCAGGGAGCAGCUGAGCCCCAGGAUGUGACUGAGCCCCAGGACAUGGGAGCCUGCAGGCAGGAGCUGGAGGAAGGGCAGCGGGCGCCAGGCACAGCGAGCAGUCCUGGUGGGGAGGUAGUGGUGACCCCCACAAGCAACACUGAGCAGAGAGGGAAUGACGCCGAGGAGGACGAAGAGGAAGAGGAGGAGGAGGAGGAGGACACCGAGGAGGACGAGGUGCAGGUGAUAGAGGUGCCGAAGGGGAGCGGCGCAGUCCCCCAGCAGCAGCAGGCCAGCACGGAGCUUUCCCCCCCCAGCAGCCCCACCUGCAAUGUGCCAGCAGAGAGGGCUGGGGAGCAGCCGGGGCUGGGGAAGAAGAACGACAUCUCCAGGCACAGCUACUCCCGGUACAACACCAUUUCCUACCGGAAGAUCAGGAAAGGAAACACCAAACAAAGAAUCGAUGAAUUCGAAUCCAUGAUGCACUUAUAAACCGAGGUGGGGAAUCACUUAAUGUGCCCGAGAGCUCGCGCUGGUUCUGGUUUUGUUUGUCUCCCAAGACGUGGCCUUCACACAGCAUGGAUCCACCCCUGCUUCCUUUUCGUAUGUGAUCCCCUAACUACCUUCCCCUUGACAGCAGGUGGGGCAUCCACGGGACAGGGGGGAGCGAUGGGUUUGCUGAAGGUGUGACAUCAAUCCGCUUCAAGUUCACCUGUUUGAUUCCAUUUUUCAUACCCUGCUCACACAGCAGCAUGCCCCGAGCUCACUGCGGUCCCAACUUGUGCUGCUGGGGUGGUUGGGGUCACGCAGCCCAGCCCCAUUGAGCACAGCCCAACCCAGCCCCGUGCAGCUCUAGGAUCAGUGCAAUGCAACCUCCCUGCAGCACAGCCGUGCUCUCCAUGUGCUGCCAUUUUGCACUGUGGCUGCGUUUCAUACGACUCAAUUUUUAAACUCAGUUUAGAUGCAGAUUUUUAAUUCUUUUUUUCUUGAGACAAAGCAGAUGUCAGGAUAUUUUUUUGCCACCCGAACGCAGCCUUUUCCCUUUCUCCAUUUUAAAGCUCUCUUGUAUAAGCACAGCGCUGUGGAUUCGGUCUCUUUCAAACUGUUUGAUGGAAAGCUUUGUCUUGAGUUGGGACGGAGCUUUGCAGACAUCAUCCCAGAAAGGACUGGGGAUGCUCUGGGCAAGGAGAGGAGCUCCGAGCAGGGCUGGGCUGUGGCUCCCACCCCAGCACUCCCCUUUGGCCAUCACUGCUUUUGUAAUGCUCAGUUUUACAUUCUUUCCAGCAGCACUGAGUACUGCUUUGACUUUUUUUUUUUUUUUGUUCCACUGAAAGGCAAUUAUUUAUUGGCAAUGUCAAAAUAAUAAAUGGCAAUUCUGUGUUGUACAAACAAAACACAGUCCUCAUUGUACCAUU
This is a messenger RNA of Coturnix japonica (Japanese quail), 2182 nucleotides long. RefSeq names its product ermin (gene ERMN). NCBI's taxonomy places the organism in Eukaryota, Metazoa, Chordata, Aves, Galliformes, Phasianidae. Gene Ontology annotation, biological process: regulation of cell projection organization; morphogenesis of a branching structure; regulation of cell shape. Gene Ontology annotation, cellular component: extracellular exosome; internode region of axon; paranode region of axon. The record is from RefSeq and is a predicted model, not a curated record. Gene Ontology annotation, molecular function: actin filament binding.